Molecule: messenger RNA, 1170 nt
Organism: Aspergillus steynii IBT 23096
Lineage: Eukaryota; Fungi; Ascomycota; Eurotiomycetes; Eurotiales; Aspergillaceae
Exons: 1
Coding region: 1-1170 (389 amino acids)
Source: RefSeq, a predicted model, not a curated record
AUGCCACCCCCAAACCCAAAACCCACCCUCCUCACCAUCCCCCUCGAACUGCGCUACACCAUCUACGAAAUGAUCUUCUACCGAACAGUAGGCCCUCAGCCCCUACUGCACGUCUGCCGCCAGAUCCGAACAGAAGCACUCUCUAUCCUACUCCACUUCGUCCGCUUCUUCGACUCCCUGCACCACCUGUCGCAAUGGACCUCCAAGGGACCCCCCGAUCUGCUUCCCCUCGUACGCAUCCUCGACAUCAACUGUCUGGAAAGCUCCCUCGCGCCGUUCCGCGACUGGCAGCGACGUCUAAUCCCGGGUGUCGAGAUCCCGCACGACAGCUGGGAAGAAACCUACCUCUCUCGACUCCCGGGAAAGCUAUCAGCCCUGAGAGAUGGCAAGCCGAGCAUGAUGCAGAAGCUCAAGCACAGCGUCACCUCGACUAUGACGAUGAGUGCUCGCUCGUCCCGCGAACCAGUCACCACACUAGCCCACACCCUGACGAAGCUACCGGGCGUUCGAAACUUAAGCCUCACGUUCUCCGGCAUCUACAGCGUCGACGACAAAGACCCCCUUCUGCUCGAGCAGGGCCUGGUGCUCGAGAUGGGCGUGCGUCUGCUGCCUGGUCUGCGCGAGUUAGCGUUCCAGGCGGGCCCGGUGGAGCUGGGAUUUUUAGCGUAUGGGGCGAAUUUGCGCCGGCUGGAGUUCCCCGGGUAUGCGACGACGGGGCCGGCUGAGACGUUGAGGAUUUUGUCGAGCUUGCCGAGGCUGGAGGCGUUGGUGUUGAAGAGGCCACCGGCGUCGAAUGAUCUCGAUAAUGGGAUGGAAAGCCAGGGAGUGCAAAGGCGGGUUGCGGUGACCGGGGAGGUGGUGGAGGGGCUGAAGGGGCUGAAGGAGAUUGGGCUGGUGCAUUUUGCAGGGGAGUUGAAGUCGGAGUUUGUGACGGGGGGGAUGAUGAGGGCGAUUCGGGCGCAUGAGGAGACGCUGGAGGUGUUGCAUGUGGAUCAUGAUGGGGUGAUGGAUGAUGAGGCGGCGAGGGAGUUGCAGGCGGUGUUGCCGCGGUUGAGGAAAUUGAGGAAGAUUUAUUUGGACUUUGUGCUGUCGGAGGAUUUGGAGGGAGAUUACGAGGUGAAGGAGCUGAUUCCACCAAAUGUACAGAUUGUGAAAUUAAGGAUAGUCUAG